AUGGAUGCAGAUCCCACGAAAUAUAUUGUCACACUGAAGUAUUCAGUUCCUGUGUCCUCAUCUGUUUGUAAGCACAUAAGGGUUGAAGACAGUGAUGAUGUUCAAUAUUUUCUAAAGUACAACACAAAUGUUAUGGCCUCUAAAGUAACCCCUUUAGUAGCAAGCUUGAAAAAUAUCAAAGGUCAUGGUAUUGAAGGGUGCAAUGGCAUUGUAAGCAUUGAGAGUAGCAAUGCUCUUGCUAACUUUGUUGUGGAACAAAGAAAUGUGGUAAUUUGGGACAAUGAAACUGAAAAUGGUGGGAAUGAUUUGAAUUGGAGUGAUUGGGUUGAAGAAGUUAAUUUUGAAGGUGGUGAAAACAUAGUUGCUGAUUUCAAUGAACCUAGCAUCGAAGAGGAAUCGCACUCUGCGCCAAUUGUGCAUCCUCAUGAGGACAACAAUGUCAACCCUCCACUGUGCAGUGUAGACAGGUGCAAUCCGAACCUCCCCGCAAUCAAUUUAGCAGCAAUUAGAGACCAUUUUCGAUUGAGAACUGUCCAAUCUGGAAAGCGUCGGUUGUGUGUUCGCUGUUGGCAGCUUCCUUGCCCUUGGAAAGUUCGAGCAUAUAAAGUUGGAUUACAUGAGUUUAAGGUUGUUAAAUACGAUCCACUUCAUGAAUGUGAUCUAAGGUCUGUAAGUAGUCAUCAUCCUCAAGCUACGACCGAAUUGCUGUCUAACUGUGUUAAGUGGAGAUUUCAAGAUUUGCGCAGCAUUUAUACUGCAACUGAUAUCAAGAAAGAUGUGGAAAAAAAUUUCGGUGUGAGCAUAAGCUACUCUACAACGUGGAGAAGCCGAGAGUUAGCUUUCAAAAGAAUUAAAGGGUCUUCAGAAGAGUCGUAUUCCCUUCUCCCUUCCUAUUGUUAUGAAUUGGAGCGUACAAAUCCGGGAACUUUGACAUACAUUGAGACUGAUGCAGCCGAACACUUCCUAUAUUUUUUAUGGCAAUUGGUGAAUGCAUACGAGGAUUUUAAGUCGUCAAUGCGGCCUGUGAUUGCUGUUGAUGCUACCCAUUUGAAGUGCAAGUAUAAAGGUGUUUUGUUUGUUGCGAUCGCAUUUGACAGAAAUCGAUAUAUCCGUUGCCUUCGGGAUUGGGGAUUUGGAGAUGGAUGCAGCUUGGGAGUGGUUUUUGAGAAAACUACAUUGUGCAAUUGGUGA
Messenger RNA from Prunus armeniaca (apricot), 1191 nucleotides. Lineage: Eukaryota; Viridiplantae; Streptophyta; Magnoliopsida; Rosales; Rosaceae. The record is from the annotation of a GenBank genome assembly.